Maniola jurtina (meadow brown) is the source of this 2746-nucleotide messenger RNA. RefSeq lists its product as uncharacterized. Lineage: Eukaryota; Metazoa; Arthropoda; Insecta; Lepidoptera; Nymphalidae. The transcript has 2 exons. Bases 343 to 2700 code for a protein of 785 amino acids. The record is from RefSeq and is a predicted model, not a curated record.
AGUUCGAUGUGAUCAUGGAGCAAAAAUGAGUUAAAUAGCUAAACGCGAUAAGGAAUACGAACUCUACAGACGUACGUUUUUAGAAUUUUCGUAUCUUGUUUAGUUUCGGAAAUACAGAAUCGUAUAACGUCCCAUCUGACAUUAACUCCGCAUUAAAACGCACGAAGUGAUCAACUAACCGCGCGCGGGGAGCAGGGGCGGCGCGGGCGCCCCGUCCGCUCGUCAGUCCGGCCGCUCUUCGUUGGAGUGAUGGCGUAUUUGUGUCAAUGCGCUCAGAUUUUUUUUGGUUUGAUGAACAAAAUAAUGUAUUAAAUGUUUUGCAUGUAAAAACAUAUUUUAAAGAUGUCACGUUCACAGAAAAUGUUAGAUAUGCUUAAAAGAGCUGAUGCAGAAAGAAAAUUUUCAAACGUUCCUGCUGAUUAUAUGAAAAAAAGUGUAAAUGCUGCUGUGAAUGUUGAUGACAAUGAUAUGACACAACAAACCUCACCUUUGCCUCCUGGUGCAGAAGAAAUCAGUCGUGAACUAGCUGAUAUAUGGGAAGAAGUUCUGUAUGAAGAUGGUGGGACCAAAGAAAUUACCUGUGAUAGCUCAAUACCAAAUGUCAUGUCUGAUCCGUAUGCCAAAGAUAUUUACAGCAAUCAACCUAGCACAUUUUCUUUGGAAGUGCCUUCUAGUUUCGAGAAUUCGCCAAUUAUUCAGCUUGAAGAGCUGUUAGAAGUUCCUCACCAUAGAUCUACCCCGGUUAAUUUGGAACUGUCAGUGCCAACUCCUAUGCCAUCUCCUAUUAAUGCCCAUUCGAUCUGCGAUAGCUCAUUCUGCCCUAAUCAUGCAGACAUAUUCGCUGUGAUUUCUUCGUCGUCAUUUAGCACCACAAAUUCACCUGCUACGUCGCACUCAAGCGAUCCCACCAUGACUCUUAAAACGACUAGAAAACGACAGAGGCGCCCAAAAGAAUGGGCAGACCUUAAACGCAAAUGCCUUAAGAACUUAGGUAAGAAAUAUGUAACGAAAAAGGGAAUAGCGGUAGACGAAAAAACGAUGGGGUCAUCAUGCAAAUGCCGUUACAAAUGCCCCGAUAAAAUAUCUCACCAACAGCGGUUGAACUGCUUCACAAAAUUUUGGCAACUGGGAGAUCGAGCUAUGCAGUGGAAUUUCAUCAUCAAAUAUUCCGAUAAAAUGAAGAAGAAAAGAUGCCUGAAUCAAGACACUCCUAAUAAUAGAAAACAUACUUUUAAGUAUUAUCUGCCGCUGAUCACAGGUUCUAGCGAAUCUCACUGCGAGAAAACUGAAGUAUGCCAAACUAUGUUCAUUAAUACUCUUGCCGUUUCAACUCGUAUCUUAAAGACUGCAUGGAAGAAGUACGAUGGAAGUGCUAUUUUAGAAGAGGACAGACGGGGUCGCCACGACAGUCAUAAGAUCGUUAUAGAUGACGCUAUGAAACUAAGUGUUUGUGACCAUGUUCGGGCAUUUGCCCCUGUUGAAUCACAUUAUAUACGCAAGAAUAGCCAGAAGCUUUACCUACAAGGAGAUUUAAGUAUUGCCAAAAUGUUCAAAUUAUACCUUGAAUGGUUCGACCCCGAUAAAUACACGUCUAAGGCUACAAAGGAACGUCAGUAUCGUGACAUUGUCAACUUAAACUUCAAUCUAGCUUUUCAUACUCCCAAAAAAGAUCAGUGCGACGAAUGCCACGUUUUCCGAUUGAAAAAGAAUCCAACGGACCAAGAAAAAGAAACUUUUCAAGAACACCAGACUAAUAAGAAGGUCGCAAGGAACUUAAAAAGCCAAGAUAAGAAAUACGCUGAGGAGUCAAAUGGAAACAUGGUUACUGCUGUGUUUGAUUUUGAAAAAGUGUUGCAGUGUCCUCAUGGCAAUAUAAACAUAUUUUACUAUAAGAGAAAGCUGUCUUCUUUUAAUUUCACAGUUUUUGACAUGGGUAAAAGGAAGGCCGUUUGCUAUAUGUGGGAUGAAUCUGUGGCAAAACGUGGCGCAAAUGAAGUCAGCAGUUGCCUCUUAGAUUUUAUCCAGACUAAUGUUGACCAAGGGGUCAAAGAGUUUCGAUUUUGGUCAGACAACUGUGCUGGCCAAAAUCGUAACCGCUUUGUAUUUUCAAUGUACGUUUACGCAGCAAAAAAGUUCAACAUAUGCAUAACACACCGCUUCUUACAGAAAGGACACACCCAAAAUGAGGGGGACAGUGUCCACUCUGUCAUCGAGAGAGCUUCUCGAACCAAAACUAUAUAUGCCCCUCAUGAAUGGCGUUUAUUAGUAAGAUGGGCUAAGAAUGAAGGAGAACCCUAUGUUGUUCGCAACAUAACCCAGAAUGACGUAUUUGACUUUAAAUGUCUUGUUAUUAAUAAGGUUUGGAUGAAAGACAUUAAGGGCAAGAAAAUUAACUGGAGUAAAAUUCGAGAGGUUCAUGCAGACGGUAGUGAUACCAACAAACUGUUUUUUAAAUACGACCUGACUCAACAAGAUUAUAGUAUUUUAGUGAUUCGCAGUAACACGAGGAACUCAAUACAAACUCAACUAAAACCUGCAUAUUCUGAACCUAUUAUGGUUCCAGCUGCUAAAUAUAAAGAUUUGAUGGAUAUGUGCCGCUCGGAAGUUAUUCCCUCAGAAUAUCAUCCUUACUUUUACUCCUUGCCACAUCACACCACUAUUGAUGUUUCUGAAGAAUCGGAAGAAAAUUUAUCGGAGUAAGAAACAUUUUAGAUAUUUAUUUUUUAACCGACUUCAAAAAAGAGGA